GCACAGCGCGCGUCUGCUCUCCCCCAGCCCGGUUGGGAGCCAGGAGAUCCCCGAGCCCGGCUGGGAGCCAUGGCCGUGGUGGUGGCCAAGCGCGAGGGGCCGCAGUUCAUCAGCGAGGCGGCCGUACGCGGGAACGCGGCCAUCCUGGACUACUGCCGGACGUCGGUAUCGGCCCUGUCGGGAGCCACGGCGGGGAUCCUCGGGCUGACGGGCCUGCACGGCUUCAUCUUCUACUUUCUGGCAUCCGUCCUCCUCUCCGUGCUCCUGGUGCUGAAAGCCGGGCGGCGAUGGAAUAAGUACUUUAAAUCCCGAAGGCCGCUUUUCACGGGGGGGCUCAUAGGAGGGCUCUUCACCUACGUCCUGUUCUGGACUUUCCUGUACGGCAUGGUUCACGUCUACUGAAACAACGGAAACCACGUGGUAGCCACGGUGGUUUUUAAUGAAGCAGGAGGACUGUUGCCAAACAUCACCCACACAACUAGGCCAGCUUACCUUUUAAACUUGUUCAUUGAUUGUAUCCUUCAUACUGUCAGUAAAUUAUGUCCGAGUACAAAUGAAUCGGUAGUAUUGUUCUAAUUAAACUGAAUGUGAAACCACUCAGAUGCCUCCCAUGAACGUUUGUUUGGUGGCAGAGGAAUGACUUAUUGUCCUUAGCUGCAGUCACAGCUGCAGGUUUUGACUACCUUAGUUACUUGCAUCCUGUGCACUGUGGGUAAGAAAUACCAAUUACUGCCUGUUGCUGCCUGCCCUACAUGCAAACAGAGCACUAUAAAAAUAAGCCACUGACACGAGGAAGUAUUUCACAGUAGCAUGUAAUUAAACGUACGCAAAGGUUUGGUACAGAAAUGUAUUUGAAAUGCUAGUGCAAAUGUUAACUUCCACAGUUGCUGUAUGUUCACGCUAUAAAUAAAUGACAUUGUCACAGAUA
Meleagris gallopavo (turkey) is the source of this 928-nucleotide messenger RNA. NCBI's taxonomy places the organism in Eukaryota, Metazoa, Chordata, Aves, Galliformes, Phasianidae. The record is from RefSeq and is a predicted model, not a curated record.